CGCGUGAAAAUUGAUUGAGAAUUUGUGUUCCACCUCACUCAGUUUAAGCCACUCGCUCUCAAAAUUUCAGUAGCUCUUACUCGAAUUGUUUCUUUGCUCAAUCAUCUUACACAUCACAUGAAAGAAAUGGAAGAGUCUUGUGAAAUUCGAAUCUUCGACUUCGAUCAAAUUCCUUCCGCCUCAGAAUUCGCGUCUCAGAUUGAGUCUAAAAACAUUCCCGCUGUGUUUAAAGGAAGCAUUAAGGACUGGAAAGCUUUCUCCAAGUGGAAUCCUUCUGAAGGCGGCCUCGACUAUUUGCAGGAACGGGUAGGGUCUUCUGUUGUGGAGGUUAUGCUAUCCAGAACUGCACCUGUUUUUUAUGGUGAUAUUAGAAGACAUGAGAGGGUUCCAUUGCCAUUUUCUACUUUUAUUGGUUACUGUAAGGAACAUAAGCAGAAAAUGGACAGUUGUGUUGAACCAGAAAGACAUCUGCAAGUGGGGUCCGAGAAAGAGGAACCUUGUUUACUUCCUGGGGAUGUUGCUUCGCAACAAAUUUAUUUAGCACAGGUACCAAUCAUGAAUAACGAGAAUGAAGAGAGGGUGCAACUGGAAUCUCUGAAGGAAGACAUUCAAAAGCCUGCAUUUUUGGAGACAAAAAUAAUAGCUUCUAUCAAUCUGUGGAUGAACAAUGCUCAAGCUAAAUCAAGUACUCACUAUGAUCCACACCAUAAUCUGCUAUGUAUAGUUGCUGGCUGCAAACAAGUUGCUUUAUGGCCCCCUUCUGCUUGUCCCAUGCUAUACCCAAUGCCUAUAUAUGGGGAGGCCUCAAAUCACAGCUCUAUUACUCUAGAAAGUCCCGAUUUUUCGAUGUAUCCCAGAGCAGAGUGCUUCAGGGAGUACUCUCAGAAGGUUAUUCUUCAUGCAGGUGAUGCACUUUUCAUUCCUGAAGGCUGGUUCCACCAAAUAGAUAGUGAUGAUAUUACCAUUGGAGUUAAUUUUUGGUGGCAGUCCAACAUAAUGUCUUGCUUGUCAGAACACAUGGAUGCAUAUUAUUUGCGUAGAAUAAUAAGAAGAUUGGCGGACAGGGAAGUGAACCAAAUACUGGACAAGGCUUCUGCUGGUACAAAGAGACUGAAGAGGCAUACUUGUGAGCUCCUUAAUAACGAGGAACCAGAUCAGACCAACCAUGGUUUGGACCAGUCACACGAAAGACAAGAUCUGCAAGGAAAGGAACCACAACAUAGGAGUUUGUUGCAUGAUUUGCAACCUUGUUCUCUCCAGGCUCUUCAUAAACUUGUUUCUUUAGUCCAUGACCAUGUUAACGUUUCCGACUUAGGUCAACCCGUGGUCUCCACAUCAACUUCUAAUUCCGACUUAAAUGUGAAAGACAAGUAUGGGAAGAUAAUGACAACAAAAUUAUUUUGCUUGGAGGAUGAUCCAGUUGCUAAAAUUCUGUGGACCCUUGAAGCCCAUGCUUUUCAAGAAGUCUCUUUUGCUAUGGCGCAAAACUUCCCCAGAACUUUGGAGGCUCUAAUAUUGCACAUGCUUUCACCAGUGGGGGCAGAAGUCCUUACACGGAAAUUUGAUGAGAUGGAUCAACAGACCUCUGAAGAAGAUAGGUAUUUUUAAUUUUAUGUUGAAUUUUUCUCAAAUUCAUUUAGAA
Messenger RNA from Pistacia vera, 1642 nucleotides. Its product is annotated as tRNA wybutosine-synthesizing protein 5-like. Gene Ontology annotation, molecular function: 2-oxoglutarate-dependent dioxygenase activity. The transcript is spliced from 13 exons. The coding region runs from base 118 to 1608 and encodes 496 amino acids. NCBI's taxonomy places the organism in Eukaryota, Viridiplantae, Streptophyta, Magnoliopsida, Sapindales, Anacardiaceae. The record is from RefSeq and is a predicted model, not a curated record.